Rotaria socialis is the source of this 768-nucleotide messenger RNA. The record is from the annotation of a GenBank genome assembly. Lineage: Eukaryota; Metazoa; Rotifera; Eurotatoria; Philodinida; Philodinidae.
AUGUCCAACUACGGUAAAGAUUCUGGUGGUGGUGGUGGUGGUCGAAGUAGUUACGACAAUAGCAGUGGACAGAAACGAAACUAUUCGGAGUACAGUGGACGUGGCGGUGGAGGUUCUGGAAAUAGCGGUGGCUACAGUCGUGGCAAUGAUGAUAAUGGUAGUAGUGGAUAUAAUCGUGGUCGCAACGACUAUCAAAGUGAUGAUAGAGGUGGCAGUGGAUAUAGUCGUGGUCGUGGUGAUCAUGACAAUGGCGGUGGUGGUUUUGGCGGCGGUAGUGGAGACUCAAGUAUGGAAACGCAAAGAGAUACAAUCUUCAUUCAGAACUUACCACGUAAUGUAACUACUGAAGAACUUAAAGAAGUAUUCAGUCAAAUUGGAGUAAUUAAGAAUGAUAGAAAAACAGGAUUACCGAAAAUUUGGCUUUAUAAAGACAAGGCAACUGGGGAGGGUAAAGGUGAAGCAACAAUUACAUAUGAAGAUGAAGAAGCAGCACAAGCUGCCAUCAAUUGGUAUAAUGAUAAAGAAGUUCUCUCAAAUAUGGUAAAAAUCUCAUUAGCUACUCGGCGUGCUUUUGGUGGUAGAGGUGGACAUCGUGGCCGUGGUGGUGGUGGAUUCCGUAGCCGAGGAGGAGGUGACUUUGGUGGCUACCGUGGUAGAGGUGGAGAUCGUGGUGGUGACUAUCGAGGAGGCAGUGGCGGAGAAUAUCGAGGCGGUGGUCGUGGUGCAAGUCAUGGUUCCAGUAGAGACAAUCGCUCUAAUCCAUAUUAA